Molecule: messenger RNA, 645 nt
Organism: Fraxinus pennsylvanica
Lineage: Eukaryota; Viridiplantae; Streptophyta; Magnoliopsida; Lamiales; Oleaceae
Source: the annotation of a GenBank genome assembly
AUGAAUAGAUUUCGUGGUACCCCCAGCAUCACCUUCAAUCACAGUUUGUCCAAAUACUACGUCAGUUUCGACGGAAAAAGUAUAGAAACAACAGUCACAGACAAAGCAGCAAUUACAAGUGUAUGGAUUGAAGAAAUCUAUUCGAUUCACAAUGGAAACUCAACGGUUAUUGUUGGUUUGGACGUCGAAUGGAGGCCUCACCCCGUUGGAUCAAUGAGUAACAAAUCUGCAACUCUGCAACUCUGCAUAGAUGAUAAGUGUCUGAUUCUUCAACUCUUUUACAUGGAUGAAAUUCCGGAUUCUCUGAAAAACUUUCUUCUGGACCCUAAAUUUACUUAUGUGGGAAUUGAAGUGGCUGAUGAUAUCUUGAAGCUUAAGAAUGAAUAUGGGCUGGAUUGCAGCAGCAGCUCUGAUAUUCGAGCAGUGGCGAAGAAUAUUUGGCCGUUGAGGUUUCGUCGUCCUGGAUUAAAGGAUCUUGCCUUGGAAAUCUGUGGGCUUAACAUGAAAAAGCCUAAGCAUGUUUGCAUGAGUAAUUGGGAGGCAAGAGAGCUUAAUAAUAAUCAAGUUGAAUAUGCAUGCAUUGAUGCUUACGCCUCUUACAAGAUUGGUCACAAACUGCUUAUUGAACUAUCGUCAAACAAUUAA